UCCUUCGUGGCAAAACUAAUAAUUCCGUAUAAAACAACCAGGAGACGUGAAUACAGUGAAUAGUGGAAAUGGCGACUGGUGCCGGCGGGAAGGUUUCUUUCAAGGUUACUCUCACCUCUGAUCCGAAGCUUCCUUUUAAAGUGUUUAGCGUUCCAGAAGGAGCUCCAUUCACCGCUGUUCUUAAAUUUGCUGCCGAAGAAUUCAAAGUACCACCCCAGACUAGUGCCAUCAUCACCAACGAUGGUGUUGGAAUCAAUCCUCAGCAAAGUGCAGGUAAUGUCUUCCUUAAACAUGGUUCAGAACUACGACUGAUUCCUCGCGAUAGGGUUGGUGCUUAGGCGAUGUAUUUCUGGAACUAUAUGGUUAUCUAAUUGAAGAGUGAGCCCAGGUUCUUACGCUCUUUUGGGUGUCUGCCGGUAUCGUUUACUUUCUUUAUAACUUGGUGAUCGUGCACUGUGUUUUAAGAUAUGAAGGCUUUAUCUGAUUAGCCAUUGAACAUUAUAUUUUGUGUCAUAUGUUGCAAGAAGAAAUAAAAAAUAUAGUUAUUGUUGUA
This is a messenger RNA of Cynara cardunculus var. scolymus (artichoke), 553 nucleotides long. RefSeq names its product ubiquitin-fold modifier 1. Lineage: Eukaryota; Viridiplantae; Streptophyta; Magnoliopsida; Asterales; Asteraceae. Gene Ontology annotation, cellular component: nucleus; cytoplasm. The coding region runs from base 69 to 338 and encodes 89 amino acids. The transcript is spliced from 4 exons. The record is from RefSeq and is a predicted model, not a curated record. Gene Ontology annotation, biological process: protein K69-linked ufmylation.